This is a messenger RNA of Penaeus monodon (black tiger shrimp), 404 nucleotides long. It is a transcript of the gene Bin1, whose product is annotated as histone deacetylase complex subunit SAP18-like. The record is from RefSeq and is a predicted model, not a curated record. Gene Ontology annotation, molecular function: transcription corepressor activity; transcription factor binding. Gene Ontology annotation, biological process: negative regulation of DNA-templated transcription. Bases 9 to 386 code for a protein of 125 amino acids. Gene Ontology annotation, cellular component: nucleus. NCBI's taxonomy places the organism in Eukaryota, Metazoa, Arthropoda, Malacostraca, Decapoda, Penaeidae. The transcript has 3 exons.
UUUCAAUCAUGGCGUCCACGGUGGAAAGUAAAGUCGAGGAGCGGAAAGAUACAAACGAAAAACCCAUCGAUAGAGAGAAGACGUGUCCAUUAUUGCUGAGAGUGUUUUGUUCAAAUGGCCGACACAACAGCUUAGCGGAAUACAGACGAGGGAACACCCCCCCUAAUGAAUUGCAAAUUUACACGUGGAUGGAUGCCACCCUAAGGGAGAUUGGUAGUCUGAUUCUGGAAGUAAACCCUGACACUCGUAGACGAGGCACUGUAUUUGAGUUUUGUUUGGUCUGCCUGGAAUCCACCAAGAACAUGGGACGUCUAAAAACACUUGGAUCAAUUACCAUUGGUCAGAAGGGUUUUGAUGACAACAAAACCCUUGCGCAGUUAGGGUAAGUGUGAACAUGACUUUUA